Prorocentrum cordatum is the source of this 1368-nucleotide messenger RNA. Lineage: Eukaryota; Dinophyceae; Prorocentrales; Prorocentraceae. The record is from the annotation of a GenBank genome assembly.
AUGCCUGUCCAGUCUGGCAAAGUUGCGCGGUUUGCAUCAAUUCUCUCCGUGGUGUUCUUGGGCCUCUUCACAUGCGGAGAGGCCGUGGGCGCGGCGGCGUCGGUGCAACUGCGCAAGAGGACCGUCAAGGAUACCAUCCAGAAGGCGGGAGACGUCCACAGGGACAGCGACCACGACCACGACCACGAUCGGUUUAACACCGCGAGCCAAUUCGAUCUGCGAGGGCACCGCCGCCAUGUGAGGAGGGGCGGCGUCCGGAUGACACACAAGAUGGCUUACUUUGGCACCGUUGAGAUUGGCGACCCGCCGCGGCCAUUCCAGGUCGUUUUCGACUCUGGCAGUGGGAACCUGUUGGUGCCCGGGAUUAACUGCGACUCCGAGGCGUGCAACGGACGUGCCAUGUACAACCAUGACCUAUCCACCAGCGGGAACCGGAUACCCUGCCCUGCCUCUAGUCAGUCGCAGGCCCCCUUGGAAGACCACACAACAGUAAAUUUCGGCGUUGGUCAGAUUGUGGGCGAAUGUUUUGAGGAUCAGAUUUGUCUUGGCACUGUCUGCUACCCUGCUGCCUUCAUUGCGAGCACCUACGAGAGCAACACCCCGUUCGCAUCAUUCAAUUUUGACGGGGUUCUGGGGUUGUCCUUGCCGUACAUGUCGCGGGGCCCCAAGUUCAAUAUGCUGGAGAGGAUCAAGGCGACCGAGAAGCUCCAUCAGACGGUAUUCGCAGUUUUCCUAUCCAUUCGCGACACUGGAGUCUCCGAAAUCACCUUUGGCAGCAUGAAGACAAGCCACAUGGCGUCGGACCUACACUGGGUUCCCGUCACUUCCCGCCACACGGGCUUUUGGGAGGUUCAGAUAUCGGACAUCACCAUCGACGACCGUCCGCAGAAUCUGUGUGUUGACUGCUACGUCGCCGUGGACACGGGGACGUCAGACUUGGCCGGGCCGACAGCGAUCAUACAACAGCUCGCCUGGAGGUUGAACGUAGAACCUGACUGCGGGAAUUUCCACAAUUUGCCGAGGCUCGGAUUCCUCAUCAACGGGGUGAUCAUGAACCUCGAGCCGAAGGAUUACGUCGACGAAGGUGAUGGCAGUUGCGAGGUCUCCGUGAUGAGUCUCGACAUCCCCCCGCCCACAGGUCCGCUCUUCAUCUUCGGGAUCCCGUUCCUGGAGAAGUUCUACACCGUCUACGACAACGUGAACGAGCAGAUCGGCUUCGCGGUGGCCAACCAGGUAGGCGGGCCCUCCAAGAUCGACGCGGCUCUGAUCAUGUCGCAGCUGGGCGCCUCGGUGAGCAACUCGAGCUCGAGCAGGGACAGUGCCCUGCGCCAGGCGGACCACCAGCCCAGGAGCUACCUGCGCAAGUGA